AGGACCUCAACUACAGUAUUUCAUAACAAAAAUACAAGGCUUUGACAUGGAAAAUACUGGAAACCUUUCUCAACGUGCGCUAACGAACCUCGCCGUCACCUGUCCCAUGCGCACGGCGUUUCUCGGAGCGCUGUCAUCGCUGUACCAUGCAACAGACAACCCGGCAGGAGCCAUCAAUUUGGGAAUGGCUCAGAAUGAUCUAAUAUGCAACGAGAUGUUGGAAAAAAUAUCCUCUUCCACGCCGCUGCGGGAAGUGGAUCUAAGUUAUGGCGACCCACACGGUUCCAAGCGCCUUCGAGGUCGACUGGCCGGCUUUUUCAACACAUAUUUCAACCCUCAUACACCUGUUUUGGACAACCAUAUCCUUGUGACGCCUGGUGCGGGAGCGGCCGUGUACCAAUUAGCAACUGUCAUUGCUGAUGUCGACGAGUACAUUAUGGUUCCCAGUCCCUACUAUGGCACCUUUGAUUUAGAUAUUCGCCUCAACACAGGCAUCCGCAUUUUUACUGUGGGCAUUUUUCACACUGAAACGCUAUCCGUGGACUUUGUGCUGUUGCACAGAGCAAUGGAGAAAGCGACCAGCCAAGGAUUGCGAGUCAAGGCCAUUCUGAUCAACAAUCCGCAUAAUCCUUUGGGACAUCGUGAGGACAUCAAGUUAUUCAUUUAUUUCGCGUCGCGUUACAACAUUCACAUCAUCUUCGAUGAAGUUUAUGCAUUAUCCACGUUUAGUCCUUUUCUUCGCGAGGAGACAAAUCAAGGGGACCAUACUAGCGUUCGCGAUAAAUUGGCGGAAAGUCCCUUUUGUUCCGCUUUGGCGGUGGACAAUGUGCCGCAACUUAUCGAUCCCAAGCUGGUUCAUGUUGUUUACAGUUUAUCGAAAGAUUUCGGUUUGAAUGGUCUUCGCGUAGGAUUCAUCAUUGAUCAAUACAACGACUAUCUGAAGCAAGCGUUAAUAUUAACUUCGUCUUUCAGUUACAUAUCAACGGUGACCGAUCGACUAGUUUACAACUUAUUUUCUGAUACAGUAUGGAUCGACAAACUCAUUCAUACAAAUCUGCAACGGUUGGCGGCAUCCUACAUCCGUACCACCUCUUUCCUUUCAUCGCAUAACAUCAAGUUCUUUCCUGCCCAGUCAGGUCAUUUUCUAUUUCUCGAUUUGCGAGAUGAUUUACGCAAAAGAUGCGGUGACAUACCAACGUUCAGCGACGAAGCAGAUUUACUGAAUGACCUACUUCACAAUGGUGUUUACAUAGCACCCGGCGAAGGGUUCCACACCGUUGAACCAGGCUUUUUUCGUAUGACCUUUUCUGUUGAAUGGAAUACGCUCAAACGCGGGUUACAGAUACUGUAUCAUACGCUAAGAAGUGAACCGGCCACCCACGCCAACAAAGUCUGA
This is a messenger RNA of Radiomyces spectabilis, 1396 nucleotides long. RefSeq names its product pyridoxal phosphate-dependent transferase. The coding region runs from base 47 to 1396 and encodes 449 amino acids. Gene Ontology annotation, biological process: biosynthetic process; amino acid metabolic process. NCBI's taxonomy places the organism in Eukaryota, Fungi, Mucoromycota, Mucoromycetes, Mucorales, Radiomycetaceae. The transcript has 6 exons. The record is from RefSeq and is a predicted model, not a curated record. Gene Ontology annotation, molecular function: pyridoxal phosphate binding; transaminase activity.